UCACGUGAUCACGCAAUCACAACAAACGACGACGAGAUGUACAGAUGAGUGUUGACAGUCACGUACGCGUUCCUUUCCCCGAUGAUUUGGGUCGUAGCGUUUGUUUUUAAUCAUUUUAGGAGUGAACGUUAACGUUUCUAGUUUGUGUUUUAUUUACUUGGAGCGUGACUGCUGUUCGUAUCUUUGCGUCAGUCUUGUCCGGUCAUUGGCGAUGCCUCAGGAGUCUCCGGAGGGUCAGCAGGCGCUGCCGCGGCCGCUGGUCCGAUCUCUGGUCAGCCGGACACCGGCCUGUGUGGUGUUCUGUAACUGCAGCCCGCGCGUCGUGAAGCCCGUCUGGAUCAACUUCCGCGGGGAGCCGCAGCCAUACGCGGAUAUUCAACCGUACACCGGCCGAAGAAUGACAACCUAUGUGGGACACCCCUGGAUGUUUCGGGAUGCAGAAACUGAUGAUCCAAUGGUAGUCAACAAUAAAGAGAUGUAUUUGCCAGCCCACCUUGAAAAUCGACAAGUCUCAAUUGCCAACAUCACAUUACCUGUGCUGACCUUGCGAGAUCGCUGUCUGCAAGUUGUGAGGAGAUUGGUGCGCAGAGAAGAUAUCUCUCAGUUGGAGAUCGCCCGCUGCCUACAAGAUGACCUUGCUCAGAGACCCAGCAUUCAUACCGAUCUACGACGAAUUAGCCAGCGGGUGGAACAGAAGCUGCUGGAGAACGGAGAACAGCAAAACAGAUGAAAAUAUGAACAUUAGCAUGAAUGUGAAUAAGGGCAUAUUUACUAAGAAAACCUGUGCACCAUCACCAGGAAUGGACAGCAUAGUCAAAAAAAAAAAAAAAAAAAAAAAAAAAAAGAGAUUGUUCGACCUCAGAUCAGGAGGAAUAUUUUCUUAAGCAAAUGGAACUAGAAAAUGCAGUUUGUGUGACUCUGUGGUAGACAUUUGCGAUAUUAUAUUUUUUUGCUUACUUUUCUCUGUAUACUUUUACUCUUGUUUCAGAUUUAUACUUGGAAAAAUCUUUGUAAAAAAAAAAAAGUUAUUAAAUGUUUUUAAUUAUG
Molecule: messenger RNA, 1047 nt
Organism: Puntigrus tetrazona (Sumatra barb)
Lineage: Eukaryota; Metazoa; Chordata; Actinopteri; Cypriniformes; Cyprinidae
Gene: vhl
Product: von Hippel-Lindau tumor suppressor
Exons: 3
Coding region: 212-730 (172 amino acids)
Source: RefSeq, a predicted model, not a curated record